Sclerotinia sclerotiorum 1980 UF-70 is the source of this 93-nucleotide messenger RNA. RefSeq lists its product with no specific name. The coding region runs from base 1 to 93 and encodes 30 amino acids. The record is from RefSeq and is a predicted model, not a curated record. NCBI's taxonomy places the organism in Eukaryota, Fungi, Ascomycota, Leotiomycetes, Helotiales, Sclerotiniaceae. The transcript has 2 exons.
AUGGUCACUGCUCUCUCAGAUUCAAAUCUUCAUUUAGCGAGAGGAGCAUGUUGUACAAGAGAGCAAGGCCCAAAGGGGAUGUAUGCUUUGUAG